UUGUUUUCACCAGCUUGGCUGAUCAUCUUUGUUUAACCGCCAUUUUGCACAAAUUCUCGUGAGAAGAUUUGUGAAUUUUAUAUCUAGGAUCAGGAGUCUCUUUAAAAAGCUCAAGGAGCUUCUUAGAUCUCCAUUCUGUGCACCUUUGCAUAUUUAUUUUAAGGCGAGAAACCUCUAAUGAGAUUUUUGGAUGACUCUUGUAAUUUAGAUGCACUAUAUACAGUUUAUGUUCUAUAACUUAGGAGAUGUCCCAUUUUUACAUGGAGAGCAUUUCUGGUCCAGAAAUGUAAUAGUAAAGCCUGAAAUUGUCAAAAGACGAAUAAACACCAACUGUUCUAGCUCGUAUAAGAUUAUUUCGGGUUCUGAGGCGCUCAGCAGUACUUAGAGUCAAUUACAACUUCAUUUGGGAGAACUGUUUGAACAUUCAAUAAUGGGGACCAAAAGACCUCCCAAAGGCAGCCUCUAGUCAGCACGCAAGCAUGUUAUCCUGCAGGCAGCCUGUUUUAUGACUUCUCCAUGCCUUCAUUGCA
This is a messenger RNA of Moneuplotes crassus, 530 nucleotides long. The record is from the annotation of a GenBank genome assembly. Lineage: Eukaryota; Ciliophora; Spirotrichea; Euplotida; Euplotidae.